Nothobranchius furzeri (turquoise killifish) is the source of this 2627-nucleotide messenger RNA. RefSeq lists its product as uncharacterized. Gene Ontology annotation, biological process: intracellular calcium ion homeostasis; calcium ion transmembrane transport. Gene Ontology annotation, molecular function: calcium:proton antiporter activity. Gene Ontology annotation, cellular component: endomembrane system; membrane. NCBI's taxonomy places the organism in Eukaryota, Metazoa, Chordata, Actinopteri, Cyprinodontiformes, Nothobranchiidae. The record is from RefSeq and is a predicted model, not a curated record.
ACAUUUCCCACAAUUCAAAGCGGUACGUCGUAUUCGCAGGAGCAGAGCGACAGACGCAUCUGAUCUCGAAGAUAUGUGCGGCUCGGACUGAAGUAAAAAAACGUUUUGUGUUUAAGGUUUUCCCGGUGGAAAUGUCUUUGUCGUCCCAGCUGAGCUCAGACACAACGAACCGGAGGAGAAGACCGGGUGAGCACACGCAAGGUGUGAGGCGUCAUUCCAGUGAAGACAGCUGGGAGGAGAUCCAGAGCAGGAGAACCAUCAGGGCUGAGAACGAGGUGGAGGCCAAUAAACUGGUCAACAACUACAGGUUCGGUUUCAGAAAAUGGAAAAGCCACGUGACGGAGCGACCGUUUGAAGACCGCUCAGAAGUUGUGAAAGAGCUCUACUCUGAACUAAACAUCAUCAAACCACAUGCAGAUCAGUUCAUCACAUGUGGAAAUGUUUUGUAUGUGCUCCUCUUUGGUUGGUGGGUGUCUCUGGUAUAUUUAGUAGUCGGCGCUCUGAUGUUCGUCACUGUCAUCGGGAUACCUUAUGGUAAACUUUGCUGGAAGCUGUGCUGCUACUUCCUCUGGCCAUUUGGCAACACGAUCCACGAGAUUGGGAACACGCUAAGGAGAUGUUGCGAGGAAGCACCAGACUGUGAGUGCAGUGUGACUGUGGAGGACAACUCACCAGUUCUGCUGCCAUCACCUGCAGAGGUACCAACUCCAGAGGUACCAACUCCAGAGGUACCAGCUCCAGAGGUACCAGCUCCAGCGGUACCAGCUCCAGAGGUACCAGAUCGACCUCUGUGGACCCCCUACUGGCAUCGUCUCUCCACCUAUGUGUGGUUGCUCCUGGGAUAUCCUCCCCUCGUCAUCAUUCACUCUCUGGUCUGCUUCAUCUCCUGGAUCCUGGUCUUCACCAUCCCAGUCUCUAAGAUGAACGCUCAAACUCUUAGCAUCAUUCUCCUCCUGCCUCCUGAGGACGUCCUCAUCUCGACCAGCUCACACAGAAAGCAUCAAGGCUAUGAGACCAGAGCGCUGCUGUGCUGCUACCGCGCUGCAAACUGGUACUACUACAAGUACGCUGUUGAUGGGAUCAAUGUGUUUGCUGUCAACCUCCUCCCUCUAGUUAUUGUAGCUCUGGUAAUCGGAUAUGUUGACAAAGAAAACCAGCUUGCCAGUUCUGAUGUGAAGUUCGCUAUGGCCAUCAGCUCCAUCAUACCUCUCUCAUAUUAUAUUGGUAUGGGCAUUGCCAGCAUCUCCGCUCAAAGUAACUUUGCUGUCGGCGCCGUGGUCAAUGCCACAUUUGGCUCCAUCACAGAGCUGACCUUUUACAUCACAGCCCUGCUCAGAGGUCACCGGGCAACCAACCCGUGUCUGCAGGAAGUGGUUAAGGCGGCUCUGACUGGAACUCUGCUUGGCUGCAUCCUCUUCAUCCCUGGCAUCUGCAUGAUCAUUGGAGGCCUGAAACACCAGGAGCAAAGAUUCAACAGUCGAUCUGCCGGAGUGAGCUCUGCGUUGCUUUUCAUCUCAGUGGGAGGUGUGUUUGCCCCCACGUUGUUCUCCAAGGCUUAUGGAAACCUGGUGUGUGACGCCUGCAGCAGCAUCAACGCCACCAGCAACAGCAGCGGACCGUUCGUGUGCCACAACUGCCACUAUGAUCUAAAAAACGGUACACUGUUCCACGACCACAUCGAGCCUCUGGUGUACACAGUGUCUGUUCUCCUGCCUGCUGCCUACGUCAUCGGUUUGAUAUUUACUUUGAAAACACACUCUCACAUCUAUAACAUCCAUGUUGGAGAAGUGCAGGUGGGCGGCCACCAUGGGACAGUUGUCCACUGGUCACGGUGGAGGUCUCUGCUCAUCCUCAUCGUCGCCACCGUGCUCAUGUCUGCGUGUGCGGAUCUCGCCACCGAGCACAUUCAGCCGAUUCUCAACCAGCCCAACAUUUCUCAGUAUUUCAUCGGUGUGACGGUUCUCGCGAUGGUCCCGGAGAUCCCGGAGAUUGUAAAUGGGAUUCAGUUUGCUCUGCAGAACAACAUCAGUCUAAGUUUGGAGGUUGGAAGCUGUAUAGCUGUGCAGGUCUGCAUGCUACAGAUCCCAAUCCUGGUUUUAUUUAAUGCUUUCUGUGAUGUGGGAUUUGUGCUCGUGUUCAGUGACCAGCACAUGUGGGCCAGCAUCUUCAGUGUUAUUCUAGUCAACUACAUCUUCAUGGAUGGAAAGUCUGAUUAUUUCCAGGGCACAGCUCUGGUGGUUGUCUACCUUAUCCUCCUGGCUCUGUAUUUCUUUGCCCCGUCUCCAGCUGGCUGUUAGGACCACGACUAACCCUCACAUCAAGCCUGAAGGACUUUCGCGGAUCAAAGUCAGGCUUGAGUCUCUUUCACACCAAAUCCAGAAAGGUCUGGCUUCUGCACGACUUCUGCAUUGAUCAAAAACCAUCUAGCCCAAUCAGAGCAUCAACACCGGCCGCGGUGUGGUACAGAUCUGAAUGCAAAGCUCCAGAAAGUUUCCACAUAAUCUAUUUUUCUGAACGCUGCAUACAGAUUGUCCUGAAGUUAGAUUACAUGAGCCAGGCAGGAAGUGAGACGUGUUUCAGUAAGAUGCAUCCGGUAUAUUUCAAAAUAAAAUCCGUGUUGCAUUGUU